Messenger RNA from Arachis duranensis, 1904 nucleotides. Its product is annotated as homogentisate 1,2-dioxygenase. NCBI's taxonomy places the organism in Eukaryota, Viridiplantae, Streptophyta, Magnoliopsida, Fabales, Fabaceae. Gene Ontology annotation, molecular function: homogentisate 1,2-dioxygenase activity. Bases 241 to 1602 code for a protein of 453 amino acids. Gene Ontology annotation, biological process: L-phenylalanine catabolic process. Gene Ontology annotation, cellular component: cytoplasm. The transcript is spliced from 9 exons. The record is from RefSeq and is a predicted model, not a curated record.
AACGUGAUCAUUUUAUCUUCUGUCUAUGAGGGACCCAGGUCACCGAAGUUCCAAACUAGCUUCUUUCUUAUUUCUUUUUCGGUUCUUGUUUGUAAUCACGAAGAUUUUACAUCUUGGCUCACUGGCUAUGAUCCUUAAUAACUUGAACAUCCUUCCUUUUCUCUGUGACUGCCAUAGGCUAUUUCUACUUAUAAGCUUUUAAGUAUACAUACAUAUUAAAUAUAUCAGUUUCCGUGAAUCAUGGAAGAACCCAAGGCCAGCGGCGACUUCCAGUACCUCUCCGGCUUCGGCAACCACUUGUCGUCGGAGGCCCUCGUCGGAGCUCUUCCGGCCGACCAGAAUAGCCCCCUCAUCUGCCCCUAUGGUCUCUACGCCGAGCAAAUCUCCGGCACCUCUUUCACCACCCCUCGCAGCCACAACCUCUUCAGUUGGUUUUAUCGGAUCAAGCCUUCGGUGACUCACGAACCGUUCAAGGCUCGUGUUCGUUCUAACGAGAGACUUUUGAGCGAGUUCAGCCAAUCCAACAGCACUACUAACCCAACUCAACUUCGAUGGAAGCCUGUGGAAAUUCCUGAUUCGCCCACCGAUUUCAUUGAUGGUUUGUUCACUGUUUGUGGUUCCGGCAGCUCCUUCAUGCGCCAUGGAUAUGCUAUUCACAUGUACACUGCCAACAAAUCCAUGGACAAAUGUGCCUUUUGCAAUGCUGAUGGAGACUUCUUAAUUGUUCCCCAACAAGGAAGACUCGUGAUCACUACUGAGUGCGGAAGAUUAAAAGUUUCGCCUGGUGAAAUCGCUAUAUUACCUCAAGGCUUUCGUUUCACUGUGAGUCUGCCGGAUGGCCCAUCCCGUGGCUAUGUAGGUGAAAUUUUCGGUACUCAUUUUCGACUUCCGGAUCUGGGACCAAUAGGUGCUAAUGGUCUUGCAUCUUCAAGGGAUUUCCUUGUUCCUACAGCAUGGUAUGAAGAUAAAUUCAAUCCUGGGUACACUAUAGUGCAAAAGUUUGGUGGUGAACUAUUUGUUGCAGUCCAGGAUUUCUCUCCCUUCAAUGUUGUUGCUUGGCAUGGUAAUUAUGUUCCAUAUAAGUAUGAUCUAAACAAAUUCUGCCCUUACAAUACUGUUCUGUUCGAUCAUAGUGAUCCCUCAAUAAACACUGUACUGACUGCACCAACGGAUAAACCUGGGGUGGCAUUGCUUGAUUUUGUAAUUUUCCCACCAAGAUGGCUAGUUGCUGAGCACACCUUCCGUCCUCCAUACUAUCAUCGCAAUUGCAUGAGUGAAUUUAUGGGCCUCGUUUAUGGUGGCUAUGAGGCUAAGGUCGAUGGAUUUCUUCCAGGCGGUGCAAGUCUUCAUAAUUGCAUGACUCCGCAUGGUCCUGAUACGAAGUCGUAUGAGGCUACGAUUGCACGUGGGAAUGAUGUAGGACCUUCAAAGAUCACAGAAACAAUGGCUUUUAUGUUUGAAUCGUGUUUGAUACCCCGCAUCACUCCAUGGGCUCUACAAUCACCAUUCUUGGAUCAUGAUUAUUACCAGUGCUGGAUUGGCCUCAGAUCUCACUUUAAUCAGAAAUCUGAAGUCCCAAACCUGCAGAAUAAUGGAGAGUAGGGGAUUCAAAAGGUUGUUGGUGAUCCAUACAAAACACACAAAGGAGGUUAGUGACAAAACAAUACAGGCAGCCGAGGCUUGGGUCCAGUGGCAUUAUCAACUGCCUCAAAGAGUUGCACAAAGGUUCGAAUCCAGAGUAAGCUCAGGAUAAUAGUGUGUGUAUGUCUCUGUAUACAAAUAAAUGCGAUAAUAUAUAGUAUUGUGUUUCACUUACCUUUAGAAAAAUAAAUGUAAAAGCUUAUAAUAAUGAAAAAUGAUCCACAACCAAGUGAUUUAUCCAAGUCUAAUCAAGUAAUUUUUCU